This is a messenger RNA of Colletotrichum scovillei, 1253 nucleotides long. RefSeq names its product RHO protein GDP dissociation inhibitor. Gene Ontology annotation, biological process: Rho protein signal transduction. NCBI's taxonomy places the organism in Eukaryota, Fungi, Ascomycota, Sordariomycetes, Glomerellales, Glomerellaceae. Gene Ontology annotation, molecular function: protein binding; Rho GDP-dissociation inhibitor activity. The transcript has 3 exons. The coding region runs from base 378 to 1253 and encodes 291 amino acids. Gene Ontology annotation, cellular component: cytoplasm; cytosol; membrane. The record is from RefSeq and is a predicted model, not a curated record.
CACACCUUCCUUCACCUUGCCUUAGGAUCGGUGUGUGCAAGAUGUGAACCUCUCCCAUCUCUGCACUCACCUCGGUGACAGGAGAUGGCAUGCUCGACAUCCAUCUCAUGGCACAGUUCACCAAAGAACCAGCAGGAGAGGGAAGGCACCCAGCUGCUUGCACCUUCCUCACCCACGCCCACUCCCACGCCCACACCCGUUCUCACACUCAUUCUCGCACUUCACUCACCUUCACCUUCACCCUCACUGCCUUUCAACCACUUUUUUCCAUCAUCGCUACCACCGUCACCGUCACCAAUCGCGAUCUUCACUUUCUCCGUAUUAUCACUACGAUAUCAAUACCACAGACACCUCACAUGUAAUAUCCUCUCACUACCAUGGAGGCGUUAUAUGAGGGUAUGCGUCGCAUGAUGCAGAGGCGCAACCGCAAUAACGCCCUCGCUAACCGGAACUCUAUUGAGCUUCCCCCUGCUCCUCUCUCAACUCCCUCGGGAUCGCGUCCUCAGUCAUUUAAGAUGAUGGAGGAGAGACACCUUCACCGAGCAAGAGCUCUAUCACACCCUGUUCCUCCCAAUCCUCCCAACUCACCCCGCCUCCAAGAAAACAUGCUCACCCAAGAUCCCAACUUGAUUCGGGACUUUUAUAUGUCUCCCCUUGUUGUUAGGGCAGCACAUGGCCUGGCUGUUCUUGAGCCCUUGGAUCUGGAACAAUACGAGAUGAGAGAUGACCAGCCGACUAACAGCACUACAGACGAGAACGAUGAGUCUCUCCAGCGCUACAAGGAGUCUCUCGGCCUUGGCGGCGGCAAGGACCUCUCUGACGCUUCUGACCCCCGUGUCUGCAUCAUCCUCUCCCUGACCAUGGAGUCUCCCGGUCGCGACCCCGUCACCAUUGACCUGGCUGCUCCUGGCUCUGAGGCGACCCUCAAGGAUAAGCCCUUCAAGAUUAAGGAGGGCGCCAAGUUCACCAUGGUUGCCAAGUUCAAGGUCCAGCACGAGAUUCUUAGCGGUCUGCAGUACGUCCAGGUCGUCAAGCGCAAGGGAAUCAAGGUCAGCAAGGACUCUGAGAUGCUGGGCAGCUACGCUCCCAACACCGACAAGCAGACCACUUAUACCAAGCGCUUCCAAGAGGAGGACGCUCCCUCCGGCAUGCUCGCCAGAGGUCACUACAACGCCAUUUCCAGCUUCGUCGAUGACGACAAGAAGACUCACUUGACCUUUGAGUGGUCUUUCGACAUCGCCAAGGACUGGUAG